AUGCCAGGAACAGGAGUUUGGAUCAUCACAGCAAAUGAUAAGGAGAUCUUCUCAAGCAGUAGAAGGGUCACAGCAGCUAUCCCCCUUCAAGCCAAAUGGCGGGCCCUCUUACAUGGCAUUCAAUAUGCCAUAAAGAUGAAGAGAGUGGCUAUAUUUUUUGACUCAGAAAGCGUGAGAUUCAACUCCCGAUUUAAGCUUCUGAGUGGUCUAAAUAACUACUGCUUGGCUGUCCUGGAAGCCGGACCUAACACUUUCCUGAUCCCCCAUCACCGGGAUGCAGAUGUUGUUGUCAUCGUUGUUAAGGGGAAGGCAACAAUCAACUUGGUGCACAAUGAUAACAGGGAAUCCUACAAUCUUGAGUGUGGAGAUGUAGCUAGGAUUCUUGUUGGAACGACGAUCUACUUGGUGAACAGAGACGACAACGAAAACCUCUAG
Molecule: messenger RNA, 435 nt
Organism: Nelumbo nucifera (sacred lotus)
Lineage: Eukaryota; Viridiplantae; Streptophyta; Magnoliopsida; Proteales; Nelumbonaceae
Source: RefSeq, a predicted model, not a curated record